Molecule: messenger RNA, 4939 nt
Organism: Habropoda laboriosa
Lineage: Eukaryota; Metazoa; Arthropoda; Insecta; Hymenoptera; Apidae
Product: glutamate receptor ionotropic, kainate 2-like
Exons: 27
Biological process (GO): modulation of chemical synaptic transmission; synaptic transmission, glutamatergic
Cellular component (GO): postsynaptic membrane; plasma membrane
Molecular function (GO): transmitter-gated monoatomic ion channel activity involved in regulation of postsynaptic membrane potential; glutamate-gated receptor activity
Source: RefSeq, a predicted model, not a curated record
ACCGCUGCUGAAGCAGAUAAAGAACUCGGCCGAGUCUCACAUUGUACUGGAUUGCUCCACCGAGAGGAUUUACGACGUGCUGAAGCAGGCGCAGCAAAUAGGGAUGAUGAGCGACUAUCACAGUUACCUCAUCACCUCUUUGGACCUGCACAGCGUCGAUCUGGAGGAAUUCAAGCACGGCGGGACCAAUAUCACUGCCUUUCGAUUAGUGGACCCCGAGAAGCCAGAAAUUCAGAAGGUCGUGCAAGAUUGGAUCUACGGCGAGAAGCGUUAUAAUCGGGAACUCGAUAUGGGACAGAGCUCGAACAAGACUGAGACGUCGCUGAUGUACGACGCUGUUCACCUGUUUGCGAAGGCGCUGCACGAUCUGGACACGUCCCAGCAGAUAGACAUCAAGCCACUGUCCUGCGAGUCUACGGACACCUGGCCGCACGGAUAUUCCCUCAUAAACUACAUGAGAAUUGUCGAAAUGACUGGAUUGACAGGAAUUAUCAAGUUCGAUCACCAAGGAUUCCGUUCGGACUUCAUUCUGGAUAUCAUCGAACUGAAUAACAAGGAGGGAUUGAAGAAGAUCGGGACAUGGAACAGCACGAAAGGCAUAAAUUUCACGAGAAGUUACAAAGAGGAGUACACUCAGAUCGUGGAAAAUCUUCAGAACAAAACUUUCAUCGUGACGACCAUAUUGAGCGCACCGUACUGCAUGAGGAAGGACUCGAGCGAGAAGCUCACCGGAAACGCACAGUUCGAGGGUUACAGCGUCGACUUGAUUUUCGAGAUAUCAAGGAUCCUCGGCUUCAAUUACACGUUCCGUCUGGUGCCGGACGGACGGUACGGCUCUUACAACAAGAAAACGAAAGAGUGGGACGGUAUGAUGAAAGAACUGCUCGAUCAGAAGGCAGACCUAGCGAUCGCCGAUCUCACUAUCACGUACGAUCGAGAGCAAGCGGUCGACUUCACCAUGCCUUUCAUGAACCUAGGGAUCAGCAUACUGUAUCGUAAGCCUAUAAAGCAGCCGCCGAAUCUGUUCUCGUUCCUCAGCCCGCUCAGCCUCGACGUUUGGAUUUAUAUGGCGACAGCUUAUCUGGGCGUCUCUGUGCUUCUCUUCAUACUCGCCAGGCAAACGUUGUCUAGAGUUGAUCAGUUUAGAUUCACCCCGUACGAGUGGUACAAUCCUCAUCCGUGCAACAAAAACCCGGACCAUCUGGAGAAUCGCUUCAAGCUGCUCAACUGCAUGUGGUUCACCAUCGGAUCCUUAAUGCGGCAGGGCUGUGACAUUCUGCCCAAGUUCAGCCCCUACGAGUGGGAGAAUCCCCAUCCGUGCAACGGACAGUCCGAGGUCCUCGAGAACGAGUUCACCCUGAUGAACUCGCUCUGGUUCACCAUAGGCUCGCUCAUGCAGCAAGGCUCUGAUAUAGCGCCGAAGGCCGUGUCAACUCGCAUAGUGGCGGGCAUGUGGUGGUUCUUCACUUUGAUCAUGAUCUCUUCGUACACUGCCAACUUGGCCGCGUUCCUCACCGUCGAGAGGAUGGAUUCGCCGAUCGAGAGCGCGGAGGAUCUCGCCAAGCAGACGAAAAUCAAAUACGGCGCUCUCAAAGGAGGGAGCACCGCGGCCUUUUUUAGGGAUUCCAAUUUCUCGACGUACCAGCGCAUGUGGUCCUUCAUGGAUUCAGCAAAGCCGACCGUAUUUACAACGAGCAACGUCGAGGGCGUGGAACGGGUGAUCAAGGGUAAAGGCAGCUACGCGUUCCUAAUGGAAUCCACUUCUAUCGAAUACGUAAUCGAGAGGAACUGCGAUCUCACCCAAGUCGGCGGCCUCUUGGACUCGAAAGGAUACGGCAUAGCGAUGCCGCCAAAUUCGCCGUACAGAACGGCCAUAAGCGGCGCCAUACUCAAGCUGCAGGAAGAGGGGAAGCUGCACUUGCUCAAGACACGCUGGUGGAAGGAGAAACGUGGCGGAGGAUCUUGCAGGGACGACACCUCGAAGAGCAGCUCGACGGCGAACGAGCUAGGCCUGGCGAACGUCGGCGGGGUGUUCGUGGUGCUGAUGGGCGGGAUGGGGAUCGCUUGCGUGAUCGCGGUGUGCGAGUUCGUCUGGAAAAGCCGGAAGGUCGCCAUUGAGGAACGGAAGUCCGUGUGCUCCGAGAUGGCGAGCGAGCUGCGUUACGCGCUGGACUGCGGGAACGGCACGAAAAAGCCGGCGAAGAAGACGCUGUGCCACCGCGAGAGGCAGCAAUCGAAUCUGUCGAUCGUGUCCGAGGAGGGCAGGUAUCCGGAGUGCAACAAGUACAGACACUUCGUGGGCAAGGCGCCUCUGACCUACGUAAUUCUUUCAGGAGGACUGUUCGACGAUGACGGGGGAAUUCAGCGUACCUUCGAAACGUCUAUAAAAUCGGUGAACAAAGAACGACACGAGAACGUGGAAUUUGCUAAUGUGUUCCUCGUGGCGGAAUCGAUCGAGGUCGGAACAGAUCCUUUCGACGUGUCGCAAAAAGUAUGCGAAUUGAUGGAAACUGGGGUGGCCGCAAUUUUCGGGCCUCAAAAUAGGGUCACCUCGGAACACGUGCAGAGUAUGUGUGACACCAUGGAAAUGCCGCAUAUUUAUGGUAGAUGGGAACCCUCGCAGACUCGUGGCAAAGGGAUAAACUUGUUCCCACACGCGGAAACACUCUCUCUGGUUUUCGAUCAAAUCAUAACUGGUUUCGAAUGGAAGUCUUUUGCAAUAUUAUACGAAGGCACCGACAGCCUGAUUCGCAUUCAUCGUUUGCUGGAACGAUGGGAUGCAAAGGGCCACGCGAUCUUUUUGUAUCAGUUGGGAGAGGGUCCAAGUUACAGAAAAGUAAUACGAGAAAUAAAAGACGCGGAUAUUGAAAAUAUCCUUAUAGAAUGCUCGAUUGAUCUACUCGAAGAGGUAUUGAAACAGGCGCAACAAGUGGGCGUUAUGUCGGAAAAGAACAAAAUUAUAGUGACUUCUUUGGAUCUUCAAACGAUCGACCUAGAACCGUAUCAAUUUUCCGGAGUGAAUUUCACCGGGGUGCGUUUAAUCGACCCCGACAGUCCAGUUGUAACGAGCAUCGUGGAAAUGCACAAAAACGAAUGGGGUUUGGACGAUCCCUCACAAUUACGCGUCGAACCUGCGCUCAUGUACGACGCUGUGCAACUUUUCGCCAGAGCUUUCAAACGUUUAAAAGACGCCAUUAAAGGUGACGUGAAACAAUUGCCCUGUAAUGGUACCGUUAGCUGGGAGCACGGUUACAGUUUGAACAAUUUCAUGCGUCUCAGCGAAAUGGAAGGUUUGACUGGUCUGAUUAAAUUCGAUACAGCUGGUUUUCGCAGUGAUUUUCAGUUGGACAUCGUAAGGGUGGCGGAAGAGGGCCUGAAGAAAAUCGGAGUGUGGAACAGCACGAACACCGUGGAAUGGCAACUGGAAUCUCAUCCUCCCAAGUCUGACGUCGAGUUGAGCUUGCAGAACAAAACUUUCAUCAUUUUAAUCGCUAUCAAUCAUCCCUACGGCAUGCUGAAGGAGUCAGCGGACAUGAUGACGGGAAACGAUCGUUACGAAGGUUUCGGCAUCGAUAUCAUUCUGGAGAUAAGCAAGAUGCUCGGCUUCAAUUACACGUUCGAGGUGCAAGGGGACAACGUCUACGGAUCGUACUCGAAGAAGUUGAAAAAGUGGACGGGGAUGCUCGGGAAAAUAAUCGCCGGCGAAGCUGAUCUGGCAAUCACAGACUUAACUAUAACAUCCACACGGGAAGGGGCAGUAGAUUUUACGAUGCCUUUUAUGAAUUUAGGAAUAAGUAUCCUGUAUAGAAAACCAACGAAAACACCGCCAAGUUUGUUCUCCUUUCUGUCGCCAUUUUCGGCUGGAGUAUGGUGGUACCUGAUCGGAGCUUACAUAUUCGUGUCCGUGGUGCUUUUCAUGAUCGGCAGGAUAUGCCCAGCUGAGUGGAACAAUCCCUACCCUUGCAUAGAGGAACCGGAGGUGCUCGAAAAUCAGUUCACUUUUAAAAAUUCUCUGUGGUUCACCAUCGGCAGUAUUAUGCAGCAAGGUUCCGAGAUUGCGCCCAUAGGACUUUCGACAAGAAUGAUGGCAUCUUCCUGGUGGUUCUUCUGCCUCAUCAUGGUAUCAUCCUAUACCGCCAAUUUAGCCGCGUUCCUGACUGUCGAAACAUUAGUGUCGCCCUUCUCGAACGUCGAGGAAUUAGCAACGAAGAAGACCAUCAAGUACGGAGCUAAAACCGGAGGAUCCACCUUGAUGUUUUUCAAAGAUUCCAACUACUCCACGUACAAGGAGAUGUACGAGUACAUGAUGCAGAACGCCGAAGAAGUAUUGCCCGCUGACAACGACGCCGGAUUGAAGAAGGUGCUCCGGGAAGAUUACGCGUUUCUAAUGGAGUCAAGCUCUAUAGAAUACAUCACCGAGAGAUACUGCAACGUGACGCAGAUCGGUGGACUUCUCGACGCGAAGGGUUACGGAAUUGCCAUGAAAAAAUUCUCGCCGUACCGUCACGCGUUGAACACUGCCGUGUUGAAGCUCCAACAGAGCGGCUUGAUCACAGAACUGAAGAAGAAAUGGUGGACGCAGAAACGCGGAGGAGGAAGGUGUCGAGAAGACGGUGGUCAAAGUGCUGCAGAGGAACUGGAUCUCGACAACGUGGGUGGCGUGUUUUUAGUACUCACUGUAGGCGUUGCCUCGUCCUUCUUCUACACUAUAUUCGAAUUAGUCUGGGAGGUUGGCUGUACAUCACUACGUGAAAACAUUUCCUUCAAAGAAGAAAUGAUGGCCGAACUGAAGUUCAUAGUAAAAUGCAGCAACUCGCCUAAGCCAGUUCGAAGAAGAAAAGGAUCGUCUAAUCGAAGCGGAGAGGAUAGUACCAGAGGUUGCACACCUCCAUACGGAUUUAUACCGGUAAUCAGAACCUCGAGCUCUGACGAUAAGUGA